CCUAACCCCAGUCAGAUUUUUAACCCUUGUUAAGACAACUUUGUAUAGCUUUCUUGACCAGACCCCAGUUUUUGGUUUAUUUAUUUAAAGACUCAUAUUGGUGUUAGCCCAGCUGCGCUGUGAACUGGUUUUUAUUUCUUUCUGAUCUUCUCCUCUUCUCUCUCUCCAUUUUUUCCCCACUCCCAAAAGCUUCUUUUUUUUCUGAUUUGUCUUUCCCAUUUUCCUCACUUUUUCUUGUUGUAGAUGAACAGUCCUAGACCAAAUUAGAGUGUAGAGUUCUUGAAGUGAUUGAAUAAUUAUGUAGAGAAGAAAAAGAAGGGAAAGAAAGAAAGAAACAGAGGGGGAAGAAAGAAAGUGUGUGGCUUUGAAAUUUGAAAUGAUUACUUCUCCACUGAAGUGUGUUGUUGUUUGGUUUAUUAGGCUUCAGAUAGUGGUGGGUUAGCCUAACUUUGGUACUACUACUCAUUGUUUCUUUUCUUGGGGAUUUGAUUACUCACUUUAUAUUAUUUUUACUUCCUUUUUAAUGGGUUCAGAUGUAGAGGAAGUUGUUUUAAUAAAGGAGAAAGAUGGAGUAUCCAAGAAAGCUAAUUCUAACUUGUAUGUUCAGUCAUUUUUCUGCAUACAAAACUGUGCAAACUGGGCUUCUUACUGUGAUGAAGAUGCUUAUUUUGGUUCCCUGCCUUCUUGCAAGUAGUGAGUGAGUGAGUUAAUUGAGUGAGUGAGAUCAAAAGGGAAAAAAAAAAAAAACUUGCUCUUGUAACCACUGACAAAAACAAAUUUUGUACACUUAACAAAAGGUGAAAAAAAAAAGACCUAGUAAAGUUGCUGAAGAAGGUGGACUACUGAUCUGGAAAAAAAAAAAAAAAUUGGAUCUUCUGCUUGUUUUAGAUUUCCACUUACUUCUCUACAAAGUCCUAGGUACUGCUUUAACUUUGCUGUUAGUUGAGCUUCCCAUUGUUUCAUCAAUCAUCAAGUCAUGAAGAGAUCACUGGGCAGCUCUGAUUCCUUGAGCGCUUUGAUGACAAUCUGUCCAUCUUCUACAGAUGACCAAAAUCAAGGGACCAAUCAAGUUUACCCAACGGAAUUCCAAUCCAUGUUGGAUGGUUUGGAUGAGGAAGGCUGUGUGGAAGAAUCUGGCCAUAUCCCUGAGAAGAAAAGGAGACUUAGUGUGGAACAAGUGAAGGCAUUGGAGAAAAAUUUCGAAGUUGAGAACAAACUUGAGCCUGAAAGGAAAGUGAAACUUGCUCAAGAACUUGGGUUACAGCCUAGACAAGUUGCUGUUUGGUUCCAAAAUCGACGUGCAAGAUGGAAAACAAAGCAAUUGGAGAGAGACUACGGUGUCCUGAAAGCCAAUUAUGAUGCACUCAAGAACAAAUUCGAUAAUCUUCAGCAUGACAAUGAAGCCCUUCAGAAAGAGAUUCGUGAACUGAAAGUGAAGUUACAAGGUGAUGACUACAUUACAGAAAGCAAAGCCUCAGUGAAAGACGAGGCAAUUGUGUCCGAAACCGAAAGUGAUCAGGACGACAAGGCAAAAUCGCCAUUAAUGAAUGUUGUUCUAGCUGAAUGUGAAGACGAUGAUAAUAAUGAUGCUACGGAUCAGCUCAACUUUGAAAGCUUCAACAGCAGUAAUGGAGUAACGGGUGCCUCUUUACUCUUCACUGAUUUCAAAGACGGAUCAUCUGACAGUGAUUCCAGUGCAAUCUUGAAUGAGGACAGCCCGAAUGCUGCAAUGUCUUCUUCCUCUGGUUUGGGAAUCCUUCAAACUCCUCAUCAAUUCAUGAUGAUCUCAAACGGUGGUUCAACGUCGCCGCCACCACCCCCGCCGCAACCAACCACCACGGCUGUUGCCGGAUUCCAAUUCUCCGACACAAAAGCAGUCAUACUUGGGGAAGCCCACAAAGCAGGUUACCAACCACAGUUUGUUAAGAUUGAGGAGCAUAACUUUUUCAGUGGUGACGAAUCAUGCAGUACUUUCUUCUCUGAUGAUCAACCUCCAACUCUGCAAUGGUACAACGAGUGGAAUUGAAUCAACAAAAAAAAAAAACCAACCGAGCCGUGAUUAGGAAAAACGAAAUAAUCUGAAGGGAAAAAAAGAAAAAGAGAAAAAGGGCUUCAAUUCAAGUCAAGGAGGAAGAAUAUGAAAUUCUGAAAUCAUGUCACCAACCCAAGAAGCCAUUUUUACCACCCCACAUGAACAAAUUAAUGCCUGAUCUACCCCAAGAAGAAGAACCAGCAAGCGAGCAAGAACGAAAAAAAGUUUUGUAUAGUGGUUAAUUUUAAUUUCAUUACUAAGUGGAAUCAUGAUCAUCAUCAAUCAUCAAUCAUCAUCAAUCUUUGUAAUUAUGUACAAUGGUCGAAUCUCCUCUUCAAGUCAGCAUCAUCUCCCAUCUUUUGCAUUGUGUACAAAAAUGGAGUAAAAGCUAUAAAAUCAACGAAAAUGAGACAGAAAAAAAGGGGGUCACACAUUGCAGAAAGAAGAGUGAUGAGUGAUGACAGAUGGGGUAAGAGAGUUCACGUGGGGUGACAGAGAAAGGAAGCGUGUGGGUUUGGGUAAAAAAAAAAAAACAGAGAGAGAGAAAGAUAAAAAAAGUUGCCUUUGUUGGGGGAAUGAUUAGGUAAUGGUUAAAUUUUUGACGAUCAGCUUUCAAUAUUUUCUUUGCUUUUGGUGGUAUGAUUAAUGAUGAGGAAGAAGAUGGAUUAGAAAAAGGGCUUCAAGUUUCAAUUAUCCAAUUAGAAGAUUAGGGAAAGUUUAUGUAAUUCAAUGAUGGGAUAGAAAAGUAAUGGAAUUGCACCAAGCCAGCCAAUGGGUCAAUUUGGCGUUUCUUUUGCUUGUUUUUGCAUGGGAGCCAUGAAAAGAUGAGUCUCAUCAACUUAUACCCUCUAAAUUUCAAAUAGAAUUUUUUUACCUUAAAAGGGCAUUAAGUUUUACGGCCUUCAUUUGUCCUCCCUUUUUUUUCUUUUCAUUUUGUAAAGCCGUUUUUAGUAGUUGUCGAGAAGUGAAGGGGAGAUGGAGUUUGACCAAAUGUAAAGAUUUUUCUUUUGGUGAGGGCUUCUAAAAGAGUGGGUGAGUAUUAGUGAUUCGUGUUGCUUUUGUAAUUUUGUUAAAAUUUUACAAUACAAUUGGUAAAGUCAGGAUCGGACAAAUUUAAAUUAGUCGGUUUUGCACUUGUCAUUUUUAUUAUCAGUGUAUGUUUUCCCACACUAUUUA
This is a messenger RNA of Oldenlandia corymbosa var. corymbosa, 3208 nucleotides long. The record is from the annotation of a GenBank genome assembly. NCBI's taxonomy places the organism in Eukaryota, Viridiplantae, Streptophyta, Magnoliopsida, Gentianales, Rubiaceae.